AUGUCGUACGGCGUAUCAACACAUGGAGUGGCAUCAUCUACGGUGCAUAUGGACAUAUGGAUAUAUGGUCAAUUACCGACCUCCUUACCUAUCCAAGUUGAUUUGGAUUUGCGGAGCUACCUGAUUCCCAGGCAAUUCAUCUCGCCCCUCGUUCGCCAGCGGAUCCAGGGCUAUCCGAGCACCUGCCGUCUGCCGCCGCCAGCCGCACCGCCGUUGCCCCUGUCCGCAGAACACCAACAGAUUGGCAAGUUAGGAGAGCCCGUUGCAACAGGCACGCUAGAGACGGGAGCCCUGCGUCGAUCCGUUACAGCGUGGGCACGUGAGCCGGGGACCCCCAUCAACGGGACGGAGCUGCACUGUGUUUGGCUUUUGCAGACCACCAUCGAAUCAAAUCUGACCAUAAGGAAACUGCUGCAAAUUAUGCCACAGCAAGCUGGCGCAUUGUAUGUCAAGUCUCGUCGCUCGCAUGUACUCUACGGAGUUGACGGGGAACGAAGCCGCCGGUGGGGUGUGAAGCUUGGUGCUUCACAUGUCACGUGCGAGCCCGGCGGCAGGCAAGCCGCAACGGCAGCGCUGAAACCGCGGGAGAUGGAGAUCACUGGAUGA
Molecule: messenger RNA, 606 nt
Organism: Colletotrichum orchidophilum
Lineage: Eukaryota; Fungi; Ascomycota; Sordariomycetes; Glomerellales; Glomerellaceae
Exons: 2
Coding region: 1-606 (201 amino acids)
Source: RefSeq, a predicted model, not a curated record